AUGGGAAUUGAACAGUACAAGGACGUUGAAAGUGGAGAAGCAGUCAAUGGGCUUCAGGAUUUGCAACAACCUUUCAUCCAACAAGGACACAAAACAGCAGCUUCAGAAUGUAGAGAUGGUGAAGCUGACAAAAGGGUUGAAAAUGGAUCCAUUGCGAUGGUUUUACUCAGCACCUUUGUGGCUGUUUGUGGUUCCCUCUCUUUUGGAACUUGUGUUGGGUAUUCAGCACCCACUCAAGCGGCUAUCAGAGCAGAUCUUAAACUUUCCCUUGCUGAGUAUUCCAUGUUUGGUUCUUUGGUAACCAUUGGAGCAAUGCUGGGGGCUGUAACUAGUGGCCGGGUUGCAGACUUCAUGGGCAGGAAAGGGGCAAUGAGAAUGUCAUCAGGCUUUUGCAUCACUGGAUGGUUAGCUAUCUUCUUCUCAAAGGUUCCUGUAUAUAUAGCAGAAAUCGCACCCAAAAACCUUCGAGGAGGGCUUGCAACAACAAACCAGCUUAUGAUUGUUAUUGGAUCAUCAAUCUCAUUCUUAAUAGGAAGUAUAGUAACUUGGAGGACACUGGCCCUAUCUGGGCUCAUGCCGCUCAUUUCCUUGUUGAUUGGUCUGUGCUUUAUCCCAGAGUCACCCAGAUGGCUGGCAAAGGUUGGUCGUGAAAAAGACUUUCUAGCAGCUUUAGGCAGACUUCGUGGCAAAGAUACUGACAUCUCUGAGGAAGCUGCUGAAAUUCAGGAUUAUAUUGCAACAUUUGAAAGCCUUCCCAAAGCCCAGUUUCUGGAUUUGUUCCAAGGCAAACAUGUCCGCUCAGUAGUUAUUGGGGUUGGAAUAAUGGUUUGUCAACAAUCUGUGGGAAUCAAUGGUAUAGGAUUCUAUGCAGCUGAGACAUUUGUUGCUGCUGGACUUUCUUCAUCCAACAUUGGUACCAUAGGCUAUGCUUGUAUACAGAUUCCAAUCACUCUAUUGGGAGCCAUUUUGAUGGACAAGUCAGGAAGAAGACCUCUUAUAAUGGUUUCUGCAAGUGGGACAUUCCUAGGAUGCUUUAUCACUGGAAUUGCGUUCCUUCUCAAAGGACAGAGUUUACUGCUUGAGUGGGUACCAAUGUUAGCUGUUGCUGGAGUGCUGAUCUAUAUUGCAGCAUUUUCAAUUGGAAUGGGAUCGGUGCCUUGGGUGAUUAUGUCUGAGAUAUUUCCCAUAAAUGUGAAGGGAAUUGCUGGAAGCUUGGUGGUUUUGGUGACCUGGUUAGGAGCUUGGAUAGUUUCAUACACUUACAACUUUCUCAUGAGUUGGAAUGCUCCUGGUACUUUAUUCUUGUAUGCUGGAUGUUCCCUGGUGACCAUUCUGUUUGUGGCGAAGUUUGUCCCAGAAACAAAAGGGAAAACACUAGAAGAGAUUCAGGCAUCCAUCAAUUCAUAG
Molecule: messenger RNA, 1407 nt
Organism: Neltuma alba
Lineage: Eukaryota; Viridiplantae; Streptophyta; Magnoliopsida; Fabales; Fabaceae
Product: sugar transporter ERD6-like 16
Exons: 17
Coding region: 1-1407 (468 amino acids)
Biological process (GO): carbohydrate transport; transmembrane transport
Cellular component (GO): membrane
Molecular function (GO): sugar transmembrane transporter activity
Source: RefSeq, a predicted model, not a curated record